AGUAACAAAAAAAACAGAGCAUUUUCAACCUUUUCAAUCCACCCUAGUGGAAUGAAAUCAUAUCGAUAAUUUAGAAAAUUUGAGAGCCAGAUUAUCACCAACAAACUAAACCGAAAAUGGCGCUCAUAAUCCACUCCUCAUCAUCAUUUCUUACCAAGAAACCCCAUCUCCUUCUCCACGCGAAACCUCUCCUUCUCUCUCCAGCCAAACCCUCACUCUUAUCCAUCAAAUCUCAAGACUCCACCACACAACCUCCAAAACCAACCAUCACCAGCCAACCAGCCGACGACACGUCAUCCACUCUGAAGCCCAGCUCAUCCGGCCUAGGGUUUGGCUCAUCUUCAUCUUCGUCUUCAUCUUCUGCCAAAUCAAUCCCAGACCCAGCUAGUACCAAGAAGAAACAGAAAGGUAGGAGAGAGAGGGCAUCCGUAAUUCGCCGAUCACCGGUGGAAAAACCCGGGUUUGUUUCGCCAUCGCCACAAGAAGAGGCUCAAUCCAAGGAGCAGGGCAGGAAUGAGAGUGCUUUUCUUCUUGCUUGGUUAGUGCUCGGUUCGAUUAUUCUGAUCGAGGGCAUUGUUCUUGCUGCUUCAGGCCUCUUACCGGAAGAGUGGGACAAAUUCUUUGUGAAGUAUCUGUACCCAUCUUUUACCCCAACAGUCUUCCUUUUUGUUGCUGGAACAGUUGUGUAUGGAGUGACGAAGUAUCUGCAGAAUGAGAAACUCACAGGUCCAAAUGAUCGUUCGUGAAUGUAAACUGGUGUUUCUGGUUUGUAAGAUAAGGCGACUCUUACAACUUACUAGGGACUGCUGAUUAGUUUGUUCUUCUUAUACCCUUUGCCUGUAGUGCCUUUCUUGAUGGACCGUAUGUACAAUAUCAUGACCAAUAUCAAAUUGAAAACUUCUACAGAGAUUUUCCAUAAUGGAGUCACAUAUAGUGGGUGCUUGGAGUUGAAUCUGUAUGCAUAAUUUUCUAGAGGGAAGUGGCCAUCCGAUGUACCUCUAUAUGCAAAUUGGCCCUUCAAAUUAUUCUCUGUGUUGUCUCCAUAUUUAGAUUAAUCUUUUCAGGGUGAACUGUUUCAGAAUUUUUCUAAGUUGCCCCUGUAAAUUCUAAUAACGGAAGUUUGAUCUCCAUAAAUCAAGACUAUAUUCAUUUUUUUCUUCUUUUAA
Messenger RNA from Cornus florida, 1166 nucleotides. Its product is annotated as protein LPA2. The record is from RefSeq and is a predicted model, not a curated record. Bases 117 to 746 code for a protein of 209 amino acids. Gene Ontology annotation, cellular component: chloroplast. NCBI's taxonomy places the organism in Eukaryota, Viridiplantae, Streptophyta, Magnoliopsida, Cornales, Cornaceae. The transcript has 2 exons.